GGCGAUAUGAAACAGCGGAAAAAAAUUUGCCUGUCCCUUUAAGAGAGGGCUGACUCGUCAUCUGUGUAACAAGACGGAAGUGGGAGUUGGAUUAAUUGAGAAGUGUUUACGGGUGUCAUUUAAUGCUGUUUGGAUCGUAGUUUUUUGUAAUUUAAUUUAUCAUUCACUCUUUUUUCCUGAAUGGUCUUUACAAUGUCAUGUUCAAAACUCUACGGUCAGAUACGCCAGAAAGGGAUACGGAUACUGUCUGGGGGUUGAACACGGUGAAGUGACUGUAGUAAUUUAUCAUGUCAUUUUUUUCAUAUUAACAUUAGGUGUUUUCGUAGUGAUUUUGCCUUAAUUUAAAGAUGUUCUUUAUAUGUCAGGAUAUCUACCCAGUAGACAAAAGUUGUUGCUUUUUAUAGCAUAUAGUAAAAUCGCGGCGGAACGACAUGCGCCGUGUUACCUUGAUUUUACAGAGCAGUAUUUUUUAACUACUCUCUUUAAAAUAGCAGGGAGUCCCGAAUAAACUCAGUGCUGGCCAGUCACUUUUGCCCCGUUACUGAAACCUUCCGGCCAUCUGCGGCGCCGACGUGGUUUGAUGAUGGGAAGAUUUUCUCGCCUUUUUGGCCAAACUCUCACUCGGCGAUCGAUUACCUCAUAACCAGAAAGAAGUCAAAGAGACAGUGUCCACGGAUCUGUGGGUGCAGUACGCGUGCUUUCCAGUAAAGCACCCAGGGAACACGUAGCUGGGAAGGUUCUCGCCCAGCCGCAUUAAUAUGUCAAAAGGCAUCCGGAGGUACAAGAGCGCAGCGGCCGGGAACGGCGUGGCGCUCGGCCGCUGCGAGCGGAUCCGGAUGCCGCGGGCGAAGGUGCUGCUCUGCUGUCUGUGCGGGUUGCUGGCCGUGGCCAUCAUGCUCGGCUUAUAUAUGUCCGGCGACCUAAGCAGCAGCAGCAGCACGCGGACCCACGCCGUGGACCUUACCAAAGACAAGUUGUCUCACAGGCCUUCGAAGCUGUCUGUGGCCCAGGUGAAGCGGCUCGUCUCCCAUGCCAGCCUGGGCCGCUUAUGGGAGACCCACCUCCGGCCGAUCCUCAGAGAGAGGCUGCCGGGCACCGCGGGCAGCAAGCUGGUGCGCCAGCACAUCAUCUCCCAGCUGAGGUCUCUGUCUGCGGGCUGGUUGGUGGAGACGGACUCCUUCAGCUCCCCCACGCCGCACGGCUCCGUCAUCUUUUCCAACGUGCUGGCGGUUCUGGACCCCAUUGCGCCCCGUCGGCUGCUGCUGGCCUGCCACUACGACUCCAAGGCCAUCCAGCCGCCGCCGGGAGAGACCCAGAAGCCGUUUGUGGGAGCCAGUGACUCGGCUGUGCCCUGCGCCAUGAUCCUAGAGCUGGUCACUGCCCUGGACAGCCAGCUGAAAAGCCUCACCCAGCAGAAGGUCCCGUUGACUCUGCAGCUGGUUUUCUUCGACGGCGAGGAGGCUUUCCAAGAGUGGACGGCCACAGACUCCUUGUACGGUUCCCGUCACCUGGCCGAACGUAUGUCGCACGCCCCCCACCCAGCAGGAGCCCCUCACACCACACUGCUCCAGGCCGUGGAUUUAUUUGUUCUGCUGGACUUGAUCGGCGCCCCUGAUCCAUUGUUCGUCAAUCACUUUGACAACACCGCCCGCUGGUUUGACCGUCUCAUUGCAGCAGAGAAACGACUGCACAAGUUGGGCCUGCUGUCUUCCCACCCCAGUGAGCAGAGCUACUUUCGGAAGGAUGUGUACCUGGGUCCCGUGCAGGAUGACCACAUCCCUUUCUUGCAGAGGGGGGUCCCUGUGCUUCAUCUCAUCGCUACGCCCUUUCCCUCCUUCUGGCACACGCUGCAGGACACCGAGGAGAACAUGCACGCUCCCACCGUGGAGAACCUGACGAAGAUCAUGAUGGUGUUCUUGGCAGAGUACCUGGGCCUCUGAGGGACCCAUUGGGGGUGGGGGAGAGGACCUUGUCUUGACUUGUCCCGGCAGCUGUAUCCUAAUUAGGCGUCACCUGCUUCUGGCUCGUACACCCUGCCAUCCAGAUGCGCUCAGCGCUUUGUCAUCUCUUGGCUCACACCUGCUCGGACAACUUGGAGCCUGGGCACAGGAAAAGCGCAUCACCUGGACACACAAACUUGACGAGGUGGUUUAAUAUACAUAUAAGCCAAUCAAAAAUGGCCACAGGCUGAAGCCACGCCCUCACUCAGUUCCCAUUGGCCAAUAUAUUACUGCUCAGACUAGCAGCUCAUCUCUGUCUACCUGGUUUUCGGUUAGGAGCUGCUCUGUGCCAUGAGGAAGACUUGGGUGGAUUGUGUGAUCGCUGCUCGAAGUUUGAGUUCCUCCCUCUCUGCUCUCGGAACACAUACUAACACCACAGAUUCCGUUCUUAUCGGGCUUCUGUUUACUAUUUCGAAAGGUUUAAGAAAGAGAACAAAACUUGAAGUUAUUGAACUGAGUCCCUUUUGUCCAGUUCUUUCAAGAAAGGAAACCUAUACAUAUAUUUUUAGAAGAGAAAGUAUUCAGUCUAGAAUUUAUAAUUUGUUUCUGAAUGUGGUUUUGAAGCACAUUUCUCAAUAUGGGACAUUUUUCAUAAGGAAUAUAAUUGAGUAUGAUCGAAGUUAGGCUUGGUAUUAAUGGUUGACCUGUUAAUGACGGAAGCCAUAACUGUCUUUAAAAAUGUAUUAAAGUCAGACUUUGCAUGAAA
Messenger RNA from Paramormyrops kingsleyae, 2706 nucleotides. NCBI's taxonomy places the organism in Eukaryota, Metazoa, Chordata, Actinopteri, Osteoglossiformes, Mormyridae. The record is from RefSeq and is a predicted model, not a curated record.